Molecule: messenger RNA, 1798 nt
Organism: Rhinolophus ferrumequinum (greater horseshoe bat)
Lineage: Eukaryota; Metazoa; Chordata; Mammalia; Chiroptera; Rhinolophidae
Gene: SLC25A17
Product: solute carrier family 25 member 17
Exons: 9
Coding region: 134-1057 (307 amino acids)
Biological process (GO): transmembrane transport
Cellular component (GO): peroxisomal membrane
Molecular function (GO): AMP transmembrane transporter activity; FMN transmembrane transporter activity; ATP transmembrane transporter activity
Source: RefSeq, a predicted model, not a curated record
UUGUUCGGAGGAGGCGGACCUGAGAGGGUGCAGUUCGUGACGCUCACGCCCGGGGCUUCAGCUCUUCUUUCCUCACUCGUGUGGCUCCGGCUCCUGCGGGGAAAGUGUGACUGGGUCUGAGGGAACCGCACCAAUGGCUUCCGUGCUGUCCUACGAAAGCCUGGUCCACGCCGUGGCGGGAGCCGUGGGAAGCGUGACAGCAAUGACCGUGUUUUUUCCCUUGGAUACUGCUCGACUUCGACUUCAAGUUGAUGAGAAAAGAAAGUCCAAAACUACACACAUGGUGCUCCUGGAGAUCAUUAAAGAAGAAGGCCUCCUGGCCCCAUAUCGAGGGUGGUUUCCAGUUAUCUCCAGUCUCUGCUGCUCCAAUUUUGUCUACUUCUACACUUUUAAUAGCCUCAAAGCCAUCUGGGUCAAAGGUCAGCAUUCUACUACUGGAAAAGACCUGGUAGUUGGAUUUGUUGCAGGAGUGGUGAAUGUGUUGCUAACAACUCCACUCUGGGUGGUAAACACCAGACUGAAGCUGCAAGGGGCAAAGUUUAGAAAUGAAGACAUUGUACCAACCAACUACAAAGGUAUUAUUGAUGCUUUUCACCAGAUCGUUCGUGAUGAAGGACUCUUGUCUUUAUGGAAUGGCACAUUUCCCUCCUUGCUCCUGGUCUUCAAUCCUGCCAUCCAGUUCAUGUUCUAUGAAGGUUUAAAACGGCAGCUUUUAAAGAAACGAAUGAAGCUUUCUUCUUUGGAUGUGUUUAUCAUCGGUGCAGUAUCCAAAGCGAUUGCCACCACGGUCACCUAUCCCAUGCAGACAGUCCAGUCGAUUCUGAGGUUUGGACGUCACCGACUCAACCCAGAAAACAGAACACUGGGGAGUCUCCGCAAUGUUCUCUAUCUCCUUCACCAACGAGUAAGGCGUUUCGGAAUAAUGGGGCUCUACAAAGGCCUGGAAGCCAAACUGCUGCAGACGGUCCUCACGGCAGCUCUCAUGUUCCUUGUUUAUGAGAAGCUGACGGCUGCCACCUUCACGGUGAUGGGGCUGAAGAGCGCACGCAAGCCGUGAGACACCUUCUCCUGCAAAAUGCGGAACGAUGCUCGAGAUGGGGCUUUCCUGCCUUCUGUGGGAAGAGAAGUGAUUCUUUUCUUGCUCUUUCCACCGUGAAUUUUACCCUCAGUGGCUUCAAAAGCAUCUAAGGGUAAACCUGGAGGAUAGCCAGCUGAACCUGUCACCAACUUAAUUUUAUGAUAGUUGGUUGCAUUUUACGGAGGAGGUUGGACUAAUGGUCAUACGAAAAGGAAGCAUUAUUGAAAACGUAAAAUGGAAAGUUGGUGAGAGUUAAUUGGUGUUCUUAAGCAGAAUGGGCUAUUGCUCUCGUGUAAUCUUUUCCAGUUAAAAUCUUUCCUACAUUUGCCAGCUGUCCUCUUUCCCUGAACCCUCCUCUAGGUCCUAGGACAAAUUACCUUGUAAUUCUCUUCAUAUACUUUUUUAUGUCUUAGUCUUGAUAUUUUCCUCACUAAAAAUAAUAUUAUGACUGUGCCAUGGGCAUGAUUUUAUUUUUGUUGGGCUUUUUUUCUCCUGUGUAAGGAAAAGUGUCCCCUUUACUACAUGAGCUAUUUAUUUUGUGGGCGAGAUGAAAAUUAUUAAUCCCAAAUGAUUCUAUUAUACACUAUUUGUAAACAUCACUUAUUCAUUAGUAUUUGACGUAAUUUAAAAAUAUUUAUUUUGAAUCAACCGUUUCAUUCCAAAAGGCUUGCAGUUUUAUGUUCAUCCAUACACGCCCCCAUCAAGUCAAGCCUCAAUAAA